This is a messenger RNA of Heteronotia binoei (common prickly gecko), 2689 nucleotides long. It is a transcript of the gene GPR153, whose product is annotated as G protein-coupled receptor 153. Bases 181 to 2139 code for a protein of 652 amino acids. Gene Ontology annotation, molecular function: G protein-coupled receptor activity. Gene Ontology annotation, biological process: G protein-coupled receptor signaling pathway. Gene Ontology annotation, cellular component: membrane. The transcript has 5 exons. The record is from RefSeq and is a predicted model, not a curated record. NCBI's taxonomy places the organism in Eukaryota, Metazoa, Chordata, Lepidosauria, Squamata, Gekkonidae.
CCAUGGACCAUAAUACCUCACUGGGACCCCUGGAUCUAGCAGCCCUUGGGCGGUACCCCUCCCCUUCCCCGAUGCACCUUUGAUGGCGCCUGCCGGCUUGUAGGAUGCCUUUCCUUCCCUCCUUCUUCCUGGUACGUCAUCCUCACCUGGCCUCGCCGGACGGUGACCCCGCCUUCCACCAUGCAUGAUGAACGGAGCCUGCAUCGCAACGCGGUGGCCUGGCUGGCUUGCUCGGGGCUGUCGGUUCUGGCCAACGCCUGGGGGAUUCUCAGCGUGAGCGCCAAGCAGAAGAAAUGGAAGCCACUGGAGUUCCUCAUUUGCACGCUGGCCGGCACGCACAUCCUUAACAUCGCUAUCCCCAUCACCAUGUACUCGGUCGUCCAGCUCCGCCAGCAGCACUCCAGCUACGAGUGGAACGAGGGGCUCUGCAAGGUCUUUGUCUCCACCUUCUACACCUUGACCCUGGUCACCUGCUUCUCAGUCACCUCGCUUUCCUACCACCGGAUGUGGAUGGUCCGCUGGCCCGUCAAUUACAGGCUGAGCAACACAAAGAAGCAAGCUGUGCACACGGUCAUGGGCAUCUGGAUGGUGUCCUUCAUUCUCUCGACGCUGCCAGCAGUGGGCUGGCAUGACACGGCUGAGCGCUUCUAUGCCAGCGACUGCCGCUUCAUCGUGACGGAGAUCGGGCUGGGCUUCGGCGUCUGCUUUCUGCUCUUGAUCAGCGGGAGUGUCAUCAUGGGCGUGAUUUGCGUGGGGAUCGCCCUCUUCCAGACCUUCUCCAUCCAGAUGGGGCACAACAUCGACAAGAACAAGUUCAACGUGCCCACCAUCGUGGUGGAGGACGCCCAGGGCAAGCGCCGCUCAUCCAUCGACGGGUCGGAACCCAUCAAGACCUCGCUUCAGAUCACCUACUUGAUCACGGGGAUCGUGUUCAUCUAUGACUUUCUGAUGGGCUUCCCCAUAUUGGUGGUGAGCUUUGCCAGCCUGAAGUCAGACGUGACCUAUGACUGGAUGGUGCUGUGCGUGCUCUGGUGCUCAGUCAUCCAGUCCCUCCUCCUGCCUCUCUUCCUCUGGGCCUGCGACCGCUACCGGGCUGACGUCAAAUCCGUCUGGGAGAAGUGUGUGGCCAUCAUGUCCAACGACGAUACGGAAGAAGCAAACAGCCUCGAAGGGGCAAUCCACACUGACCUGAUCUACGAGAGGGCCUACGAUUACAACUUCUCUGGGGAUGCCUUGACCUUGGACCACAUGAGCAAGUACGACCUGUCGGCUCUGGAGAGGGGCCUCCCCCAAGUCUACCCCAUAAAGCCUUCGACAGAGGACAAAAUGCAGUAUCUCCAGGUCCCACCCACAAGGCGGUUUUCCCACGAUGAAACAGACAUCUGGACAACUGGUCAGAUUUCUGCCUACCUCCAGCGCUGGGGAGCGGGUGAGGACGUGGCUUCUGGCCUGGCCCACUUGCUCGUCCCACGGCAUGGCCAUGACCGACGAAGGGCCAGCCUCGUCUCCUACCAGGAAGAAGGACGCCCAUACCGCAAGCGCAGGAAGUCCGCCGAGAGCGUGCUGGCCCUGCGGCCCUUCUCCUACGAAGACUUCUACAAGGAGGGCGGCGGCUACCAGUGCUUCAGCAAGGAGGAGGUGGUUAAUUUCAUCGAUGACCAGAUGCCCGGCCCCAGGAGUGUCCCCUUACGCUCUGCUUCUAUCUCCCUCAUCCCGGACACCCUCCAGCAUUGCUCCGAAGCGGCAGCCCUCACCUGCUUCCCUUUGACCGAUUUUGAGCGGGAACCCCAAGUGCUGCGCCGUUUCUCGGGGCGGGGCUGCUCGCUGAUGGUGCCAGGGCCUUUCCUGGUACAGGAGGAUGCCAAGAAUCUCUUCCCCAAAGGCAGUGGUGGCACCCCGUGCUUUGAGCAGAUCCACAUCGAGCUAUGCGAGGCCCAGACGCCAGAGGACCUCGGGGUGAGCAGCAGCUGUUCAGAGCCUGAGGGUUUUCGGACAGGUCUCAGUCCCUCAUGGGGGGGGCCCGAGGACCUACAGGGAAAUGGUAGCAAAGGGGGCAGCACGAGCAGCUUUUUGAGUUCGCCCUCCGCCUCCUCUGGAUAUGUGACGUUCCACUCGGAUUCUAUUGGCUCAGCUUCCUAGAGCUGACCUUGAGAGAGGCCCUUGUGCAUGCCGUUGGCUUGGCUUGGUUUUUCACGACGACUCUUCCCCUCUCCUUGCGGUCUGGAUUUCGUUGUCGGGACUGGUCAAAGCACCAAAGAAGCCCUUCUGUGCCAGUCUCUCGGGUGUUCUGUUCAAAAGGUGGGGGAAUGAGAGAGAGAAGGCAACCAAGAUGCUUCCAGGAAAUGAGGAUUCAUUCCAAAUUGUUGGUUGUUCUGAAUAACACCUCAGGAUUCUUCUUUCCUGUCUGGCGAGGGGGAGAGCCCCGGAGGAAGGAGCGGCCUGCUUCUUUUCCUUCUCACCAGUGGCAUGAGCUGAUCGAACAUCAAGACUCAUCAGGAAUUUGGGGGAGUUUCUUUUCGUUUUUUUUAACAGCCCCCCAUUUUUCCUCCCUCUGGUACUUUAUAAGUCGGUGUGACAUUGUGCAUGAAUUUCUCUGUAUUGAACAAUACUGCAAUGCAUUUCUGGACGAGGCUGUUGUUACCAAAAGCUGGGGGUUCCCUUUAACAUUGGUGCAAGGGGUGCGUGUCUG